Syngnathus acus (greater pipefish) is the source of this 4322-nucleotide messenger RNA. RefSeq names its product phosphorylase kinase, beta (gene phkb). Gene Ontology annotation, biological process: glycogen metabolic process. The record is from RefSeq and is a predicted model, not a curated record. Lineage: Eukaryota; Metazoa; Chordata; Actinopteri; Syngnathiformes; Syngnathidae. The coding region runs from base 151 to 3396 and encodes 1081 amino acids. Gene Ontology annotation, molecular function: calmodulin binding. The transcript is spliced from 32 exons. Gene Ontology annotation, cellular component: phosphorylase kinase complex.
AGAACUUGAAUGCUUUUGCAACCAUGGCAAGCUUGGCUGAUGUCGGUUGGAAACUGCUGGAAUUUAAAGCCCGAUCAAAACGAUCAGUUUUGUGAUUUAGCUGAGAAAGAGAGAGAGAGAGACGAUUGGCCUUAAUUUCACCUUUUGAAAAUGGCUGCGAUAAAGAGGCCUCAUCAGAAAGUCCAGAGACUGGGAUCCAUCUAUGAGCCCCUCAAGCUGUCCAUCCUCCACCGCGAGGAUGAGCCCCUGUGGGAGAAGCUGGACCGCUACUACAACGCCGUCAAGACCACCAUACUCAACUACCAAAGUCCCACCACUGGGCUCUUCCCCGUGAAGAUCUGCUCCACUUGUAACGAGGCCAAGGUGCGGGACUCCUUGUACUGUGCGGCGGCAGCUUGGGCGCUGUCCUUAGCCUACCGACGCAUCGAUGACGACAUGGGGCGCACCCACGAAUUGGAGCACUCGGCCAUCAAGUGCAUGAGAGGAAUCCUCUACUGCUACAUGAGGCAAGCUCAUAAGGUGGAGCAGUUCAAGCAGGACCCCAGCCCCUCCAAGUGUCUGCACUCCAUGUUUAACUUGCACACGGGCGACGAGAUCCACACCUACGACCAGUACCACCACCUGCAGAUUGACGCCGUUUCCCUGUUCCUGCUCUACCUGGUGGAGAUGAUCUGCUCCGGCCUGCAGAUAAUCUACAACACGGACGAAGUGUCCUUCAUCCAGAACCUGGUUUUCUGCGUGGAAAGAGCCUACAGGGUGCCCGACUACGGCAUGUGGGAACGAGGCAGCAAGUAUAACAACGGCAGCACCGAGCUGCAUUCAAGCUCCGUGGGCCUGGCCAAGGCUGCUCUGGAGGCCAUCAAUGGAUUUAACCUUUUUGGAAACCAGGGUUGCUCCUGGUCGGUGAUCUUCGUGGAUCUGGACGCCCACAACCGAAACAGGCAAACGUUGUGCUCCCUGCUUCCUCGAGAGUCACGCUCUCAUAACACAGAUGCAGCCUUACUUCCGACCAUCAGCUACCCUGCCUUCGCCGUGGACGACGACGCACUCUACAGCCAGACACUGGAUAAGAUCGUCCGCAAGCUGCGUGGCAAAUACGGCUUCAAGCGUUUCCUCCGCGACGGAUACCGUACCUCCAACGAAGACAAGGAGCGCCGAUACUACAAAUCUGCUGAAAUGAAGCUCUUUGAUGGGAUCGAGUGCGAGUUUCCCAUAUUCUUCAUCUUCAUGAUGAUUGACGGGGUGUUUCGAGGAAACCAGGCUCAGGUGAAAGAAUACCAGGACCUGCUUCAGCCAAUCAUCUUUGAGUCUUUUGAAGGUCAUGCUGUGGUGCCCAAGUACUACUACGUGCCGGCGGACUUUGUGGAAGCGGAGCAAAGCAAGCGCGGCAGCCAGAAGCGCUUCCCGAGCAACUCCGGGCGAGACAGCAAGCUCUUCCUUUGGGGACAAGCGCUCUACAACAUAGCCAAGCUGCUUGUUGAUGAACUGAUCAGCCCCAAGGACAUCGACCCCAUCCAUCGCCAUGUUCCUCGCCAAGACCAACGCAAUGUCAGCAUGCGCUACUCCAACCAGGGCCCCAUAGAGAAUGAUGUUGUGGUCCAUGUGUCACUGAUAGCUGAGAGCCAGAGACUGCAGGUGUUCCUGAACACAUACGGUAUUCAGACGCAGACACCACAGCAGGUGGAGCCCAUCCAAAUCUGGCCUCAGCAGGAACUGGUCAAGGCGUACCGCUUCCUGGCAGUCAACGACAAGCUGGGCCUGAGUGGCCGUCCGGAUCGACCCGUGGGCUGCAUCGGGACCUCCAAGAUUUAUCGCAUCCUGGGCAAGACGGUGGUGUGCUACCCCAUCGUCUUUGAUCUGAGCGACUUUUACCUUUCUCAGGAUGUCAUGCUGCUGAUUGAUGACAUUAAGAACGCACUCCAGUUCAUCAAGCAGUGUUGGAAGAUGCAAGGACGACCUCUUUUCUUGGUGCUCAUCCACGAGGACAACAUCAAGGGAAGUCGCUUCAACCCGGUUCUGGACAUGCUGGCAUCAUUCAAGAAGGGCCACGUCGGAGGGGUCAAAGUUCAUGUGGACAGACUUCAGACGCUGAUCUCAGGCGCCGUGGUGGAGCAACUGGACUUCCUGCGUGUCAACGAGGCCGAGAUCCCAGAGUUCAAGAGCUUCGAGGAGCUUGAACUUCCCAAACACUCCAAAGUCAAGCGACAGACGAGCACGCCCAACGCGUCCGACUUGGAGCAGCAGCCCGAGAUCAGCGUGGACGAGUGGCUGAACAAGCCCACCGACGAGAUCCUCCAGAAAUUCCAUGAUUGCGAUUGUUUGGCCAGCCAGGCUCAACUCGCCGGAAUCCUGCUGAGGAGGGAAGGAUCGCAGUUUCUCACCAAGGACGAGAACCUGAUGGAAGAGCUGGAGAGGAUCUACCGACAAGCCGGCACCCGGAAACUUUGGCAGGCGGUGCGCGAUGCCGCCGCCAUCACCAAGAAGUUGGCCAGCUCUAUCGCGCCUCACAUUACCUCCAUACUUGUGAAGGGCAAGCAGGUGACCCUCGGCGUGUUUGGCCAUGAGGAGGAAGUGAUUUCCAACCCGCUGUCUCCCAGCGUCAUCCAGGGUAUCAUCUACAGCAAGUGUUGUCCACCAGGGGGCGAGCGUGAGGCUGUCCUGCAGCAGGAGUUGGUCAUCCACAUCGGGUGGAUCAUCUCCAACAGCCCCGAGCUCUUCCGCGGCAUGCUCAAGAUCCGAGUGGGGUGGAUUGUCCAAGCAAUGAAACAGGAGCUGAAAAUCCGGGCGGGAGACAUGCGCCCCCAGGACAUCUACCAGCUUUCUCCAAGUGAUAUCAAGCAGCUCCUAUUGGAUGUGCUGCAACCUCAGCACACGGGCAGAUCUUGGCUCCACCGCCGGCAGAUCGACGGCUCUCUGAACAGAACCCCUCUAGGAUUUUACGACCGGGUUUGGCAGAUUCUGGAGAGGACUCCCAAUGGGAUUCUGGUGGGAGGGACCCACCUCCCCCAGCAACCGACGCUGUCUGACAUGACCAUGUAUGAGAUGAAUUUUUCUCUGCUGGUGGAGGACACGCUGAAGGGCAUCGACCUGCCUGAAUUCAGACAGAUCAUCGUGGAGCUGCUGAUGGUGGUGUCCAUUGUGCUGGAGAGAAACCCAGAAGUGGACUUUGCUGACAAAGUGGACCUGGACAGUCUGGUGAAGGAAGCCUUUGCCGACUUCCAACGGGAUCGCAGUCGCUCGGAAGACGUCAAGAAGCAGGACGACAUACAGGCCUUCUACAAUACGCCGCCUGUGGGCCGGAGGGGCACCUCCAGCUACCUGACAAAAGCUGUCAUGACCCUGCUGCUGCAGGGAGACAUGAAACCCUGCAAGGACGACCCGUGUUCUGUCAGCUAGAAGCUCAGACACUGGUUUUCCGUCAGCCGACUCGCUCCUUUGCUUAGAUCAGCAUGCACUGAGUGCAUAUUAAUAGGGGAGAAACACCUCGUGAUUGAUGGAAAGCUAAACGGUGGAGACUAAGUAGCAAACGUGAUAGUCAUAUAUUGGUUGUUCUGUUAAGCCUUAGCGUAAAAGUGAGGGAGACUGAGAAUCUUGCGAUUAAGGGCAGCUAGUAGCAAUUUUUUAGUCUUUAUACUUAACACUCGGCAGAUGUUUCAGAAACGACUUGCUCUUUAUUUAGAUAAAACAAGCUAAGAUAUGGAACUGGACAAAAUGAUCUCCACAAACUAAAAGAGCCAGCGACCUGUUUGUUUCAAACUAUAAGUGCUGAAUCAUGAAAUGAUUCCAGGGGGCGCUGUGUUAUUUUUGCCUUUUAUGGUUGGUCACCAGAUGUUGUUUUGCUGCACCCGCACGCAAUGAUAGCUGAAAUCUUUCACAAUUUAAUGUCGUCCGUCUGCCGAGUAUUUCAGACAUUGUUAUGGGUCUAAUCAUCCCUAACAAAUUUUAUUGGGGUAAAUAAAACUGGCUUUGGAUAUUGAUAUAUCAAUCAAUCGAUAUCCAAACAACCGCAUGCCCUUUGUGAGUUUACAUAGCAAUGCUAGCUAUUAGCCAGUGUGGAGCUAAGCUGAAGCAAGCUACAAGUCCUCAUUACGUCCUGCUCAUAAUGGUGCCUAUGAUUAUUGUCAGAAGCAUGUUUUGCUGCUAAUUUAGAAAUCAACUUUGAAUGUGAAUUACGUCAUUGUGUUUGCAUACAUGCUAAAUGUUUUGCAUGCACAGAUAUUUUUAUUUUGCUAGGUGGCAAUAAUACAAGGAUAAAUACUCAUUUGAAAGCGUUAUUGUGUAUUGUUUAAGAUUUCAUCAAGAAUGAUAUGGUUUUCCUUAAA